AUGGGAUACAUUACUCCUGAGCAACUUGGUUGCGUGAGGUCAAUGGGCGCCGAGACGAAGGGUGAAAGCAAGGCGAGCGUCAAGGACAGGAGUGUUCCUAAGGCUUGGAAGGCCGUCCAACUCUGCGUUCCGAAGCAGCCGUUUGACCGUUUGUGCCAAGAGGUCUUUCAGGAGGCAUUCCAGAGUCACUUCAGCGGCCGAACCUCUGACGGAAAGACAGUUCUGCUCACGGAUGUUGAUGGCCGUGCCCCAACACAGAUGCAUCUGAGCAAGUCCGCGAUUGCAGUCCUCCACACAGCGUUCGAAGAGUAUGGUUCGUGCUUGUUCACAGAUGCUUCGACCUUUGCGGCCCAUGCCAACAGGACUGGCGUGGGGCUGUCCGACAUGAGGCUUGUGAUGGGGUUGAGGUCUGGGCUGCUACAGCGGAAUCGAGAAGAUGCAGCUGCAGCUUGUCAGAAGAAAGAAAGGGCAAAUUGCUGUGUCUUUUGUGGUCCUCUGCUUCUCUUGGCUCCUCUGACCUCUGGCUCUGGUCCUCUGACCUCGUCCUCUGACCUCUGGUCCUCUGACCUCUGGUUCUCUGGUCCUCUGGUCAAAGGUGCUGAUCUGACCUACGCUGGACGCUGGGGCGCUGUUCGAGUCGACGCGCAGCUGGUGGACCGCCUGCGCUGGGCCGCCGCCAACGUUCAGUCGCGGGCGCAUGCAGCCCAGGGAGGCGGCACCAUCCUCAUCCCGCUAGCGGACUGCCUCAACCACUCGCCCUCGAACGCCAACUGUGAGGUGGUCCAGCACGAGGACCACGUAGAGGUUGUGACGACCUGCGAGGUGGACCGAGGGGAGGAGCUGCUGAUCUGCUACGGGCACUUCUCAAACGCGGAGCUGUUGUACAACGCGGGCUUUACCGCUUGGCCCAACGACUUCGACACCUUGGUCUUGGACUCCGCCCAGCUCCAGGCGGCUGCGGCGGCGGAUGCUCAGAGCGACUUGCUGUCGGCAAGGAUGGGAGAUCUUGCAGAUGGAUUCGAGGUGAAGCUCUCGGCUGCAGCGCCCCUGCUGGGGCGCGGCGUGCCCUCUCGGGCAGUGACGCUGCUGGCGGGGCUGCUGCUCCCAGAGGAACGAUGGCAGGGCCUUCUGCAGAACGGCGAAGGACCUGGCGGCGUCCACGACCUCUGGACACAGGACUCUGCUGAGGCGGCCACGCUCCGCGCUCGCGUGGCCUCCUGCGUGCUGCGGGCCCUCGAAGAUUGCGUGGCGCCGCGGUACGCCGCCACUUCGCUGGACUUCGACUGCAAGGCGCUGCGAGGUGCCGAGGCCGCGCUGGCCUCUACAGAGCACGGGCUACCGCCGAGCCGCCAUGCAAGCGCCUGCGAGCGGACGAAAAAUGUGCGCUUCGAGCCCAAGACCUUCUGA
Messenger RNA from Symbiodinium natans, 1407 nucleotides. The record is from the annotation of a GenBank genome assembly. Lineage: Eukaryota; Dinophyceae; Suessiales; Symbiodiniaceae.